This is a messenger RNA of Tribolium madens (black flour beetle), 3500 nucleotides long. RefSeq lists its product as uncharacterized. The transcript has 11 exons. Gene Ontology annotation, cellular component: cytoplasm; nucleus. Bases 413 to 3049 code for a protein of 878 amino acids. The record is from RefSeq and is a predicted model, not a curated record. Gene Ontology annotation, biological process: ATP generation from poly-ADP-D-ribose; nucleotide-sugar metabolic process; regulation of DNA repair. Lineage: Eukaryota; Metazoa; Arthropoda; Insecta; Coleoptera; Tenebrionidae. Gene Ontology annotation, molecular function: poly(ADP-ribose) glycohydrolase activity.
CGAAAUGAGAACAAUACAAAUCUCAAAGCUGCCGCCUUCAGACUUAGCGCCUGCAAACUAGCACCGCGACGCUACAAACACCCAAUUCAAUAUUGAACAGAAUUUCCGUCGGAAGCGUCGAAAAAAUAUCAGGCCGGAUUUCCGUCGUAUUUAUAGGGCUGCCAGUUCCACAAUUCCAACCGAUCGAGAAAUAUGACGAUGGCAAAGUGUAGUGAAUGUGUAUUACAGUAAAUUUCAUCAAUCAAAACAGAAAAUUCCUAGCGAUAAGAGCACAAAAUCAGUUAUGAAAAAACGUGGGGGCUUAUAGCACCGACAGCAAAUACGGAUGUAUGAUGGUGCGGUGUGAUGGUUCUAAAAAUACGUGAUUAUUAUUAGAGAUUCGUUGUUCUGGGAGAGAUAAGAGAUAAGCAAAAUGGCUUUAGUAAUGCUCCCCUGUGAUUUGCCUUGGUGGGACUCGGUGAAGAAACACUUGAAACGAAUAGCAAACACCAAAAACACUCUGGAAUUAAUCGAAGGAAUGCAAAAAAUCCACGAUAUGUGCAAUGUUAGUCUAGACCCUGAAGAAGACACCAAUGACCCUGACCUCUUCGUCGGCCUUCUAAAUUUUCUAGAUAAUGAUCUCACCAGUGAGGAAAGAAGCAAUUUUUUGAAUAAAACUUUGCCAAAUAUAGUAAAAAGGGCCUUGAGAUUGAAAGAUCAUAAACCGAAAAAUGGCCUACAUUUCAGUCUGCAACAGCAAUCGGAUUGUACUGAACUACAAUACUCAUUUAUAGCGUCUCUAAUUGCCAAUGCGUUCUUUUCGACAUUUCCAAAACGGUCCGACCGGACUCACCCCACGUUACAAAAUUUUAAUUUCACUCAUUUUUUCAAACAUUUAGAUAAAAAUGUCCAAAAGGCGAAACUUAAGAGUAUUUUGUAUUAUUUUGACUGGUUAGAACAUAGUGAUAAUGCUACAGGGUGCCUUAAAAUAUCACGUCAGGUAAUGACCAGUAAAGAGUGGUUAACAAUCGAAGACUGGUUAGAAUGUAGCCUCCCUUUGUGUCCCUUGCAAAUUCGACACGAAGGUAAACUCGAAAGAAGUGAGUCGGAUUCAAUGCAAGUUUGUUUCGCCAGUUCGAAAAUUGGCGGCAAUGUCUUAGGUGAUGGCAAUACUCAGGAAUGUAUAAAUCUAGUCACUUACCCCGAAUUACUAACCGUCUUACUCAACGUAGAAGCCCUGGAAGAUAACGAGGUGCUAACUGUAGAAAAAAUUAGGCAUAUUUCUCGAAUAGUUGACCCCAAAAACCGCGCUUCGCUUGAGAAAUUCGACGUUCCUCAAGAGAUGACAGUCUGCUGUGUAGACGCCGACGAUUACAAAAAACUGCCAAUCGGGCAGUACGAAGAAGAUAAUAUUUUACGCGAACUCAACAAGUGUCUUUUGGCCUUCCAGCAGAAGCAAUUCCGCAACAACGAGCCCCAAAACCUGCACAUGAACCGACAAAGGCGGCUGUCGCCCAUCGGCGAGUCGAUUGGGUCCACUCAAUCCGACCCUGCAAUCCCCCUUAUAACACAACAGUCUUGUAGCACAAACCGGAGCACAUCUCCACCCUCAUUUUGUGAUAACAACAAUAUCUCAAAUAACAAGCUUCGAGUUCAGUUAGAAGUCGAGCGAAACUUGCAGAAGAAAGGACAAAUUAAUAACGAAAUGUUGGUGAAUAACCGACGAGGGAGGUUUAUUGUCUUGGGGUCCUCAGGGGAGUGUCUUCCAGUGACGAGGAAACCGGUGGACUCGCCCCCGAAAAGCGUAUACUCCAGUUGUGAGUCCAGCGAGGAGGAGUUUCUGAGUGCCAAGACUAGUGUAGAUGACGAAAGUGAAGAUGAAAAUUAUCAUAAGAGAUACAGUAUUGAUUUAGAGACUCCCGAACGUCGUCACACUUUUGCUCAAAGACUCAGAGAUGCAUUAAGGAGAGAGGUUUCAGACACUUUCAGCAGCUCAUCUGAGUCGAGUUAUGCUGUGGGAAUCUCAGUGGCCGGCUCAGACGUGCAAGACAAACAAAUUAAAGUCCGACGUGGGGGUUCCACUGGAUUUGCCCUCAAGGAGGAUUCCCUCGAUGAGAAUUUCCUCCAGGAUUCGUUGCAACAGGAGAAGCAAUGGAUCGAUAAAUUCAAAAACAAACAAUCCGUUUUAAGCCGAAAAGAAUCAAACAAGUCGUCCGAAUAUAGUUUUAGUACUGAAUAUAGUUCCGAAUUGGAGGAAGUUUACGAACAGUUCUCGCGUUGGCUCCAAAACCCGAUUCUGGAAACGGAAAAAGGGACGAAGAAGGAGUUGGAAGGCCGAGAUUUGGCUGUGGUGCAAUUCGCUGGAUCGUUAUUAAAACGUACUCUAAGUGAAUCCUUCGCUGGGGUUCCAGUACCAUUAGCAGAAAACGCUGAUACGACCCGAAACCCCGAUUUUAACACAGUUAAGAAAAAUAAAUUAGUGCUCAGUGCAAAAUCGCUCAGUUUGGAGUUGGCUCGACAAAAACACAAACUGGCUGCUCAAUUAAUCAGUAAAGAGCCCUUAGAUGACGAAAAAUCUAAUUUCUCUCUAACAAAAGACGUAGAACCUGUUUUAAGUGAUUGUAAUUUAACAAGUAAAAAGCGUAAAGCUUGGUUUAUAUCUUGCGUAAAUGAAGCCAUCGUCCAAACUCUAGAAGAUAUUUCUUGUAGCGUUAGUUUACCCAAAGAAAAACAGAUUUCUCAGAUAACGCAGAGGCCCAACACCGGGCUAAAGCCUGUCGCGACAGGGAAUUGGGGUUGUGGUUCUUCUAAGUGCGGAGAUGUGCAAUUAAAAGUGAUAAUUCAAUGGUUGGCGGCGAGCGUGGCCGGAAUCCCGACCCUUAAAUAUUACACUUGUGGUCAUCAGAAAUUGACAAAACUGGAUACAGUGUGUAGAAUACUCGUUGAUAGGAAAUGGACUGUUAAAGAUCUUGCUCAAGCGACACUUAGGUACUCAAAUCAAGUACUACACGGACGCGAAGUCAGUGGAACCUUGUUUGAGGAGUUAAUUGGAAUAGAAAGAACGGUUUGAGAUAUCUAGUCACACUUCAGUUAUUAGCAAACACAUUCUUAUAAUUUUUUUACUUCAGAUAAAAUGAGCUUCCGCUUGUUUCAUUCAGUGUACUUGUUUUGAUAAAAACGCAUAUAUUGUAAAAUUAUUUUAAUGUUAACGUAACAAAAAUAUUUUGUAAAAGCAGGGAGAUUUUUGUGUAUUCACCGUGUUGUGUUAAAUAACUAAAAAUUGAUUCUGUGAUAAAAAUCACAUAAAUAUCUCUCUGUACACGCACACAAUCACCACUCAAUGAAGAAUUUACAAACUGCAGUCUUCCCAAAAUUUUUAUACAAGUAUCAUUGCCUUUUAUAAGCUCUUUUGAUAAAAAUUGCCGCAAAAUACAAUAAAAGACAAUUUGUAAUAUUGAAGGAUUGUUUAAUAGAAACUUUAAUACAGAGCUGAGGGUUAUAAAUAAAUCGUUUUUUAUGAA